Gossypium raimondii (Peruvian cotton) is the source of this 807-nucleotide messenger RNA. RefSeq lists its product as uncharacterized. The transcript is spliced from 4 exons. Lineage: Eukaryota; Viridiplantae; Streptophyta; Magnoliopsida; Malvales; Malvaceae. The coding region runs from base 1 to 807 and encodes 268 amino acids. The record is from RefSeq and is a predicted model, not a curated record.
AUGCAUCCCGGUAGUGGUACAAUGUAUUAUGUUCUUCGUUGGAUUUAUUGGUGGCCUGAGUUAAAGCGUGACGUUACAGAUUUUGUGGCUCGAUGUUUGGUGUGCAAAAAGGUGAAAGCUGAACAUCAAUUUCCUUCAGGGUUGAUGCAACCUAUUGCUAUUCCUGAAUGGAAGUGGGAAAAGAUUAGUAUGAAUUUUGUUUCGGGUUUGCCAUUGACUCUUUCGAGGAAAGAUUGGGGAUCCGAGAUUUACUUCAAGGUUUUGGAAAAGUUUGCAAGAGGCUUUGGGAUUGAAGCAUACUUUCAUUUCCAAGUGAGUAUUUGCAUGGCACUGUUUGAGGCGUUGUAUGGUAGGAAGUUUAGAACUCCCUUGUGUUGGACUGAGUUAGAUGAGAGGCGAGUUGUUGGGCUGGAUUCAGUUUAUGAGAUUGAAUGGAAGGUUUCACCGUGGAAGAGAGUUUUGAUAUUUGGUUGGAAGGGUAAGUUAUGUCCAAGAUAUAUUGGACCUUAUGAAGUUGUUGAGAAGGUUGGUUCUAUAGCUUAUCAUCUCAAGUUGCCACCAGAGCUUGAACGAAUUCAUGAUGUUUUCCAUGUGUCCAUGUUACAAAAGUAUCGUUCAAAAUCAUCGCAUAUUGUGCCAGUUGAAGAAAUUGCAAUCCGUGAUGAUCUUUCUUAUGAGGAAGAACCAAUUGAAAUUUUAGCUCGUGAAGAGAAGGUUUUACGUAAUAAGAGACUUCCGUUGGUUAAAGUUUUGUGGCGCAACCACAAGAUUGAAGAGGCUACAUGGGAAAUCGAUGAAGUAUUUUAA